AUGCGUGCCAACUUUCCGCUUUUCAUUCGCUCUGCUACAAGCUGCAAAAAUGCUGUUAUCGAGAAGGUAACAAGUAGCAGAGCUGUUGCGCCAGACUUGUACUUGGAUCCAUCGAAAUGGAAGGCUUUGAAGCCGGAGCAGAUUUUUGGCUUAUACAGAGAGAGAAUCGUGAAAUUGGGCUCGCAAUAUAAGCCCUGUAAGACAGAGCUAGAUGCACUUUUGUCCACAGCGGAGCACACUGGGGUUUCCGCUAAAUCCAUCAGAGCCAUGUAUUACGGCGGAGAACAGGCUGCUUUCGAUCUUGCAGGUACCAACAUGGAAGACGAUUACCGGCCCAAGCCCUUCAUGUUUGACGAUUUGCCAUCUCAGGCACAAACAUUGGUGCAACAGCAUCGUGAGCAACGUUUUUACAACAGACUGGCCGCCUACGAGCUUCCCACGUUGGUACAGUACCGCCGGGAAUACAAGAGACCUUCACCACGUACCAACCCAGUCACUUAUAGGUAUACCACUUAUAUUGGCGAAGAGCAUCCAAACUCACGCAAAGUGGUUAUGAGCUUGAGAACCAAGGAUCUCGAGCUCAGCGACAAGGAAACCCACAAGUUCCGUCUGCUAGCACAAACUCGUUACGAUCAUUUAACAGAUAUUUUCAAAAUGUCUUCCGAUCGGUACCCUGAAGCCGCGCAAAACGCCCGCUAUUUGAGCGACACUCUACAGGCUCUCAUCAAAGAGGCUAAAGAUACUAAAGACGAUUUUGCCGAUGUUCCUCUGGACACUAGACACACAAUAGCCAAGAAUCUGCGCAAAAAGACACGCAACUUUGAGUUCCCCGAAGAAUGGAAACGUCCUCAAGACGCGCCAAAAGGGCUAGCAAACCUGACAGACCUGCUUCAGCAGCAACUGGAGAAAUCGUGA
This is a messenger RNA of Lachancea meyersii CBS 8951, 915 nucleotides long. The record is from the annotation of a GenBank genome assembly. Lineage: Eukaryota; Fungi; Ascomycota; Saccharomycetes; Saccharomycetales; Saccharomycetaceae.